AUGGGACGAGGCGCAACUUCUCAGAAUGGGCUCAUUGAGUGCAGCACGGAUAAGAUCUUGGAGAAGCUUACGGCUGCCGUGAAUACUCAGAAUAAGACCUCUGAGUGCAAACUGGAUUACAUCUUGAAGAAGCUCACUGCAGUCUCAGCUAAAACCAACGCAGCCCGUCUGUGGCGAGGAUGCUUGUGGUGCACACCUGCUCCGCGCAGGGAGGCGGGCACAGUCAGAAGAACUGUGGACGAUAUGAAGGUCUUCUUUCAGUCCUGCAAAGGCUUCGAUCCGCACCAGACUACGGAUUUUUACAACAGCUGGGCUGAGACGUACGAACAGGAUUCGGAGACAAUGAAGUACAGAGCACCACAGCUGGCUGUAGAUUUUCUGAACGAUCACUUCUGUGGAAAUCGUGGAGACGCUCAGGUUCUCGAUGUGGCCUGCGGAUCUGGACUGGCUGCAAAACUGAUGUUUGACCUCGGCUUCAAACACUUUGUGGGAGUGGAUGGUAGUAAGGGCAUGCUGGAACAAGCUGCUAAGAGUGGCCUUUAUCGGGAACUCAAACUAGCCUUACUGGGAACAGACCCACUGCCUGCACAGACUGGUGAGUUUGAUGUGGUGAUCAUUGUUGGUGCUUUACGUGAUGGUUUCGUGCCGGUCAGCAUUAUCCGGGAGCUUUACAAAACUACUAAACCAGGGGGCUACGUCUGCAUGUCCAGAGUGGACCCAAAGUCCGAGUCUGGAAACAAAUACAAAACAUCUAUGGAGCGUGAACUGCAGCUGAUGGUGGAGGAGGGCCUGUGGAGCCCUGUGGAUACCAAAGAGAUGCACAGAUACAUGAUAGAUGUUUAUAAUGAUAAAAGCAAGGAUGAGAAAAAGGAGGAUUUUCUCCAUGGAACCAUGUACCUGUACAGGAAGUCUCUUAAUAAGCUGUAA
This is a messenger RNA of Pelmatolapia mariae (spotted tilapia), 927 nucleotides long. RefSeq names its product methyltransferase-like protein 27. The record is from RefSeq and is a predicted model, not a curated record. NCBI's taxonomy places the organism in Eukaryota, Metazoa, Chordata, Actinopteri, Cichliformes, Cichlidae. The coding region runs from base 1 to 927 and encodes 308 amino acids. Gene Ontology annotation, molecular function: methyltransferase activity. The transcript is spliced from 7 exons.